GCUCAAAAUUUAUUCUUUACCUGUAUGUUUUCAUAUCUCUUCCCUUAGUUUUUUUGUUGUUGUUAUAAUCUCCCUGGUAAUAUCCGACUCAUUUGUAACUUCCUUUAUCUGUGCCCUGUUGUUUUUAGAAUUGCCAUGGGUUUGUCGACUUCAUUAGUUUUCAAAGGACAGAUUGCUACCUUUUCUGAUUCUGUUUAUUAGUUUUUUAAAGUAUCAUUAAUUUUGCCUCAUUUUCACUUUUCUUUCUAACCCUUUAUGCUAUUCUUUUCCCGACUUUGUUAGGGCUGUAGUCAGUAGUUAACCUAUUGAUACUGAUAUUUUUCUUCUCUGGGAAUUGAUGGUAUUUAUAAGUAUAAAAAUAUACCUACCACACCAGCUAUGGAUUUCCAUUGUUAUCUGAAACAGUUAUUUUAAUUUUCUGCUUCUAUCCUGCCAUAUAGUAGCACUGAUUCCCUAAGAUAAGUAUAUGUGCAUCUCCUUAUUCCUGCAAUGCACUGCAUUUUUAUAUAGCGUAUACCACUACUUGAUAUUUUGCUAUCAUAAUUUACUGCCCUCCCUUAAAAUAAUUAUGAAGUCCAUGUACUUCAGUAUUUUUCUGUUUUGUUCAGUGCCGCAUCUCCUGUGACUGCAUGUGAUAGGAUCAGGGGAAAUAUUACAUAAACAAAUACGCAAUGAAAGAGCAGGCAGUAGGGGCCUUAAGAGAAGCAUCCUUGCUCAAAGAUAAAACCUUUGAAUAGACUACUUCAUUUGUCUACUCUGCACAGUGUGUCCAACAGGGUUCUAGGCCAGUCCCUGGUAAUGUUAGGGAAUAAGGGCCUCUCAAACAACGAGGUUGUAAGAUAUACGUUCAGAAAUAUAUUCAUUGGCCAUUUGGACUUGAGAUAAAUAGACCUGCAUACACACCCUGAGAAGGCAGCUUUCUAACUGGGUAACAUUGAGUACGUGGUUAGUGGUUAAUUGACUCUAAGAUUUCUCAGCUAUAAAUUAGUUGUAAUAAUAUCUGAUUUGCAGAGUUUCUAUGAAAUAGAAAUAAUUUCUUUGCAAAGAUGUGGGCAUCUCUUUUCCAAGUCUCACAUCAUGCUUGCUCGCAUGGAACAUAUUAUUAAUACAGUCUGUGGUUGACUAUUUAGUACUGCUGUGGAAGAAACAGUUGUGUUUUCAUUAUUGGAAAUUUGUAAAGCAGCCCUGUAGACAUUACUAUCAGAGAUGACACACCUUCCUCAUUUCACUUAAGUAUUAUUUUCUGCUUCUGUACAGGCAGCAUUUAGCAUGAGGAUGAUAGCAUGGGAGUCUUCUCUGCUUCCUUGUGUGGAAUUUCGUUAGUUGAUUCUCUCGUAAACCAGGUUUCAGGGAUCCUGCAGCCUAUGGGAGGGAAGGUCCAUUGAUCAGGGGCUGAGCAGGAAUGCCUGUUAGCUUGCCAAGGGGUUCAGAAGUAAGGAAUAUUGGGAACGGAGCACCCAGAAGUCUGGUAUAUUAGUCAGUGCUUUCUUGGAUUUGAGACAGAGUGUAUAUUCUCAGGAAUAUAAGAAUUUCAGGUUGUAGGUUUUGCUUGGAACUUUUUAUGCUUUUCAUUAUUAUGGGCAAAUUGAUUUUAGUGUUAGCUAAGUUUUUAGAGUUCAGUUAACUUACCUGUAAAAUGGGACUAUCGAAGGUAUUAACCUUUAAAAAAAAAAGGCCAACAAGAACCAGAGCAGUUUCUAGCUCUACACGAGCUAUAACUUCUCCAUCGUCUGCCUUUCUUCAUGAAUGGACGAAGAAAGAAGAGCUGCUGAGUCACAGGAAAACAUGACACAGGACUCAGUGGUCUUUGAGGAUGUUGCCGUGGACUUCAGCCAGGAGGAGUGGGCUUUGCUGGAUUGUGCUCAGAGAAGCCUCUACAGAGAGGUGAUGCUGGAGAACUUCCGGAACCUGGCCUCACUCGGGUAUCCACUACAAACACCUUGUCUGAUCUCCCAAUGGAAACAAGAGGAGGACCUGGAGAUAUCAAAGAGAGGGACUAUCCAUAGGGAGCCCCAGGAAGGCAAGAAUUCUUGUUUGAAGACUCAAUUUAAAAGUAAUAAAUCAGUCACUUCACAAGACAUUUAUGAAGAAAAAUCAUCCAAUCAACAGAGAAUAGAAAGAUUCAAAAAAAAUGAUUUCUGGUCAUCCAUUUUAUACAAAAACUGGGAAUACCAUUGCAUUGAUUAUAAAAACAAAAACCCCAAAAGACUUUUGAGAAGUAAUGUGGUGGAGGACAUCUAUGAACGUAAUGAAGAAAAUCAGUGUGGACAAACCUUCUGCCAAAUUUCAAAUCUUAAUAUGCCCAAAAGAACUACUGAGAUAAAAUCCUAUGAAUGCCAUGAAUGCAAAAAGGUCUUCACAGAUCAUUUAUCCCUUAAGAAUCACAUCGGCUCUCACACUGGAAGCAAACCCUAUCAGUGUAAGGAAUGUGGGAAAGCUUUCUAUUUUCGCGCUUGUUUCAAGAAGCAUAUGAAAAAUCCAACAGAAGAGAAACCCUACACAUGUAAGGAGUGUACCAAAGCCUUCGGCUGUUCUUCAUUCUACAGGGCACAUAUGAAGAUUCACAUGGGAAAGACAAACUAUGAAUGCGAGGAAUGUGGAAAACACUUUAGCUGUUCUUCAUCCCUCACAGAACACAAAAGAAUCCAUAGUGGAGAUAAGCCUUAUGAAUGUAAGGAAUGUGGGAAGGCUUUUAGUUGUUCCUCCUCACUCUCCAAACACAAAAGAAUUCAUAGUGGAGAUAAGCCAUAUGAAUGUAAGGAAUGUGGGAAGGCCUUUAGUUCUUCCUCUCACCUUAUAAUACAUAUAAGAAUUCAUACUGGAGAGAAGCCUUACGAAUGUAAAGAGUGUGGAAAGGCCUUUAGUGAAUCCUCAAAACUCACUGUACAUGUCAGAACACAUACAGGAGAGAAACCUUAUAAAUGUAAGGAAUGUGGGAAGGCCUACAAUUGUCCCUCCUCCUUAAGUAUCCAUAUGAGAAAACAUACUGGAGAGAAACCCUAUGAAUGUCUGGAAUGUGGAAAAGCCUUCUAUCUUUUAACUUCCCUUAAUACACAUGUGAAAAAUCAAAGUAGAGAGAAACCGUAUGAGUGUAAGGAAUGUGGAAAAGCCUUUAGUUGUCCCUCAUCCUUUAGAGCACAUGUGAGAGAUCAUAUUGGAAAGAUACAAUACGAAUGUAAGGAAUGUGGGAAGGCCUUUAGUCGUUCCUCAUCCCUCACUGAACACUUGAGAACUCACAGUGGAGAGAAGCCUUAUGAAUGUAAAGAAUGUGGGAAAGCCUUUAUUAGUUCCUCCCACCUUACAGUACAUGUAAGAACUCACACUGGAGAGAAACCUUAUGAAUGUAAAAAAUGUGGAAAAGCCUUUAUUUAUCCUUCAGCUCUUAGGAUUCAUAUGAGAACGCACACUGGGGAGAAACCCUAUGAAUGUAAGGAAUGUGGGAAAACCUUUCGUCAUUCUUCAUACCUAACUGUACAUGCCAGAAUGCACACUGGAGAAAAACCGUUUGAGUGUCUAGAAUGUGGCAAAGCCUUUAGUUGUCCCUCAUCCUUUCGAAGACAUGUAAGAAGCCACACUGGAGAGAAACCAUAUGAAUGUAAAGAAUGUGGGAAAGCCUUUGUCUGCCCUGCCUACUUUCGAAGACAUGUAAAAACUCACACUAGAGAAAACAUAAAUGUAAGCCGUAUGGGAAUGUCUGCAAAGCUUUUGAAAUCUUAGGCAACAUAUGAGAUCUCACACUGUAGAAACUUCCUCUAAGAAAGAAAAUUAUUGCUCAUAUUCAUGAAGACUUGAGAAUUUACACCUGAGUGAAAACCUUUGUAAACCAUGUGGUAUUGCCUUCAUGAAUAUCACAUUUUAUUGGUCAAAAUUCAUAAGAAGUCUAUAAGAAAAUUCAUACUAGACUCAAAGAUCAGUGGCUUACCCUUAAAGUGGAAUAUAGUUCACUGAUUUCUGGUUUUUAGUUAAUUAAAUUUAAAAAAAAAUUAUUUAUUGAUUUUAGAGGCAGGAACAGAGAAAUAUUGAUUUGAGAAGGAGAGAGAGAGAGAGAGAGAGCGCAAUUUGUUAUAUUUAUUUAUGUAUCCAUUUUUUGAUUCUUGUAGAUACCUUGACUGGGGAUUGGACCCACAACUUUGAGGUAUCAGGACAGAGAAAGAGAGAGAGAUCAAUUUGUUCUAUUUAUUUCUGUAUCCAUUAUUUGAUUCUUGUAGGUACCCUGACUGGGGAUUGAACUCACAACCUUGAGGUAUCAGGACAAUGUUCUAACCAGCUGAGCUACCUGGCCAGGGUUCUGAUUUUAAUUUUCUGAUAUGAAUAUUUAGGGUGAUAAAUAUCCUUCCAAUACCUUUUAGCUCUAAUAUGUUUUAUUCUGAGUUGCUUUUAUUUUGAUUCAGAUGUAAAUAUUUUCAUUACUAAGUAUUUUUUCACAUGCAGACAACAGUGAUCCUUUUUAAACAAAAAAUUAGUUUCUGAUAAACUAUCAUUCUCUAAGUGUGCAGUGAUUAUGGUAUGGACUCUUGUAUUUGUAAUUUCUUUUAUAACUUUCUUUUGUAAUUGGUAGUUUCAUUUUGAACUAGUACAACAAAUACUGGAGAUUGCCUUUUCAAUAUUUCCCCCUUUUUAAUAAAAAACUACUGUUUGUGAAGUUAUCAAUUCAAAGGCUUUUCUGUCUCAUAAGUAAUUUCAGCAUAAAUUAAUAAGUGUGAAGGUAUUGAAAGAAAUGUCUCAUCUGAUAUGUAGUUUUUGUAUUUUGUUCUUUGUUUUUGCUCAUGACUGGGAAUUGGACCCAAUGUUUCCAGAAUAAAAAAGAUCUUGUGAGAAGAAAGCUUGAAUCAAAGCUGGUUGGGUUGGUUUCUGUGUGUUAAUUUGGGCAUGGCUGGGAGUUCAUUUCCCAGAAUCACUUCCUUAUGCAGUUUCAGGUUAGAGUUGUCUAAAAUAGUUUAAGAAUUAGAAAGCAGAGGAUAAAAUCUCUUAUUUUCAUUUUAGUGGGACCGUGAGACAGGGAGAUAGAUGCAUAGGUGCCUGUGGGCUCCAGUUUCCAGUCAUUUUCCUAAUUAUUGGUCUUACCAACCAAUAUUGGUUCAAAUGGAAUAGUGAGUGCUUAAGUUACCUAACAAGCAGCAGUUCCAUGAACAUCUCUGUAAGUUUCACUAUCAUGGCUGUACACAGCCUCUUAGAUUUUGGGGCAAGUUUUAGCAUUAUCAUUUUGCUUAUUUAUUGCCAUCCUCUGGCACAUCAACUUAUUAUAUAGAGGUGGCCCCAGACUGUUAUCUCUGUAGUCCAGUCCCAUUAAGUCACUCUGCCCAAAGGGAAAGAUUCAUGUAUGUAAGUUGAUUGUGAUCUCAAAACAAGAAGACUAACCACAGUUUUGACUUUUAUUACAAUUUAUUAGGAUUGCUUGUUCUUGAUCUUUAUAUAUAUGUUAAAAUACAAUUAUGUACAGUUAGGUGUUUGGCUUUUCUCAA
Molecule: messenger RNA, 5462 nt
Organism: Pipistrellus kuhlii (Kuhl's pipistrelle)
Lineage: Eukaryota; Metazoa; Chordata; Mammalia; Chiroptera; Vespertilionidae
Gene: ZNF266
Product: zinc finger protein 266
Exons: 6
Coding region: 1747-3717 (656 amino acids)
Biological process (GO): regulation of transcription by RNA polymerase II
Cellular component (GO): transcription regulator complex; nucleus; PcG protein complex
Molecular function (GO): RNA polymerase II cis-regulatory region sequence-specific DNA binding; DNA-binding transcription factor activity, RNA polymerase II-specific
Source: RefSeq, a predicted model, not a curated record